Messenger RNA from Hyla sarda, 3278 nucleotides. It is a transcript of the gene ARID3B, whose product is annotated as AT-rich interaction domain 3B. The record is from RefSeq and is a predicted model, not a curated record. The transcript has 9 exons. Lineage: Eukaryota; Metazoa; Chordata; Amphibia; Anura; Hylidae. Gene Ontology annotation, molecular function: DNA binding. Gene Ontology annotation, biological process: regulation of transcription by RNA polymerase II. Gene Ontology annotation, cellular component: nucleus. Bases 171 to 1811 code for a protein of 546 amino acids.
UGCCGUUGCGCUGUGCGUGAUGACGUCAGACGACUCGUCUGUAUCGCUGUAUCGGGAGGGGCCUAGCAGAGCCUGGAAGUUGGAGUGAGACGGAAACGGAGGGGAAGCCGGGGCGGGCGGCGAAGUGGUUACAGGAGAGUGCGGUGCCGAAAGGCCUGCAGAGUGACGGGAUGGUGGAGAAGGCCGGCUGCGGGAGAGAGUCUAUGCCCUCACUAAUGCCAAGUGGAUUAAAUCCUGCAUUUACGGGGAGUUCACAAAUGCACGCCAAGCAGGGCAUGAAAUUGGAGGCUGUCAUGGAGCAACUCCAAAAGCAACAACUGCAAGCUGCUCGAAGCAUGGAGGAACGGGAGCGGCAAAUAAGAGAAACACAACUACUGUAUGCCCAGCAGCUGGCAUCACAGCAUGUAAUGAAAUCUGCACCUGGUCCUGCCAAUUUGUCAACUGUUAAGGCCCGCCCGCCCAUGGCACCUCCGCAGGUUACUAGUGAUCCGGAUGAAGAUGAGGAGAUGGAUGAUGACGAAAGUGAUGAAGGAGACUCGUAUGAGGAAGACGGUGAUCGCAGAGAAGGUCAGCCAUCCAUGUUGGCACAGAAAUAUCUACAGGCUCAAAGGGAGCAGCAGGGAAUAGUCGCAUCUAAUGCGCAAGGGAACCUUGGUCAGCGACAUCUUGCUGUGAAAGAGGAGCCCCAAGAUGAAAAUUUUAACCCUUCACCCUCUAAACAUCCAAAGCAAAACAUGGAGGAGCAUAUAAAGCCAGAGAACACCUCUUGGUCCGAACAUGGAGAUGGACAUAACAGAGAAGCAUCUCGGGACUUUGCAAAGCUUUACGAGCUUGAUAGUGAUCCAAAACGGAAAGAAUUUCUCGAUGAUCUUUUUGUGUUCAUGCAAAAGAAAGGCACCCCCAUCAGCCGUAUACCCAUAAUGGCCAAGCAGUUGUUGGACCUGUAUAUGCUAUACAAGCUUGUAACUGAAAAGGGAGGCCUUGUUGAAGUUAUCAAUAAGAAAAUCUGGAGAGAGAUCACAAAGGGAUUGAACUUACCAACCUCCAUUACCAGUGCUGCCUUCACCUUGCGUACACAAUACAUGAAGUACCUUUAUCUCUAUGAGUGUGAGAAGAAAUCACUCAGCUCUCCCGCAGAGUUACAAGCUGCAAUAGACGGAAACCGAAGAGAAGGCAGACGUCCUAGCUAUGGAACUACCUCUUUUAACUACUCCCCAACUCCAGCAGGGCCCGCUGCUCUCAUGGGAGCUGGGAAACUUCAUUUGCCGAUCCUUGGGGUGCACCCAACCUCACGCAUGUCACAGAUUACUCCUCAGAAGAAAGGGGAUAGCCCUGCAAGCUUGAUGCCAAACCGCAUAUCUAUGGCCUCCGGGGCUUUGAGUAUGCCACAGACACCUACAGUGCGGACCCCUUCAGUGGAACAGCUGAAGGAGAGGCUAGAAUCUGGUGAGCCUCCAGAGAAGCGGGCAUCUCGUACUUCAUUAGAAGAGCACCAGAGGCUCAUGCAGCAAGCUCUUCAGCACAACUUACUGAGCAUGGCCCGACAGAUACCAAUGAAACUAAAGAUCAAUGGGAAGGCAGCACAGGACCGGCAGGACAGUUCACUCAACCUGGGCACUGGCAGCAUCAACAUGUCCAUUGAAAUUAAUGGCACAAUGUACACAGGUAUUCUGUAUGCUCAGAAGCCUGUUCCUUUAAUUGCUGGUUACACGGGGGGAAGUGGUAGCAGCAAUACCUCCCAAGCGUCUCAGAGUCCCACUUCUUCCAGAGGAACCCCAGGAGCUGAGCCCUCCACCAGCUGGUCCCUCUGAAUAGGAGGGAAAAAGCAUGAUGAUACUACUUACCUCCUCUGCGAGAAAGAGUUACACAACCGUACCUACCUCAGCUUGCAGGAAGACUUCAACUCUGCUUACCUCACCUUAACAAAACGUUUCACAACCGAUUUUUACCUCAUUCUGUGAUGGCAUUACAUAUAUUCAUCAACGGGCAGGAAGAAUACUAGGCAAAGACCUGUCGAUUAACCUGCCUUUGAGCGUCAGCUCUUACCUACUGUGUGGCAUUUUGGGAGCAUACAUGUGCAGUAGACCUGCAUUAUUUCUCUGUCCCUUUCCUGUGUUUUGUUAAGAGGUAAACUUCCACCUGCUGUUUGAUCAAUGGCAGCAACCCAUUUCUUGUGCAUUCACCAUGGGGGCUCUGGGGACGUUUGUUUUGCCCCUUUCCCCUCUGUAAUAUAAGCACCAGGAUCUGUGUUCCUCAUUUGUUGGUGCACAAUCUAAAAAGUGCUUGAUAGUAGACAUUUUGUAGGACAACUGGCUAAGACGUGUUGGGUUUUAGCAUAGUUUGAGCUUGUGUUUAAAAGCAAGCUUUAACCUAUGCUGUCUUUUAAGAGUGCUUAUGUGUUAAUGCCUGGUAUCUUCUGAUGUGAUGUAGUGUUGAUUUGACACUAUAGCUUUAGUUACAUCAUGUUUCUUAUGUUACGAUUUCAGUUGAAGAAAAAGAGCAAAUUACAUAUACAGUCAACUUGAGGGUCUGUGCAGGAGCUGAUACGACCAUGAUAAAUAUUGGGGGAUAUUUUUGAUACAUCCCUUCUUUGUGCUAAACUAGAUUAAUAAUGGCUCCAAGUCCUGGAAAGGUUGUAAAUCGGCCCAGGUACAUGCUUUGAGAGUUGAGAUUUUGUUUUAACAUAUGAAGUCCCCUAAGUAGAUAACCUCUAAAAUAUUGACCAUCAAAUUUUAUGGUGUAAGAUAAAAUGGCAAACAAAUGAUCCUAUAUCAGUGAGGUAAUAAUUCAAUAGGGACCCUCUCUGCUUGGCACAAAUAGUCUGGACAUGCCUACCACUUUUACCUAAAUAAAAUUGAUCAUUACGCCCAAGAUUUUAACUUGCAUACUAGUUAUAUGCUCUCACACUCAGGAAUCCUACUGUAUCAGUUCUAUUUAUAAAUGUUAUGUUUAUUUAACACAUAGAAUACCGUUCAAUUUCUGGAUUAUUUGAUAUCAAAAUAUUCAGUGCAGAAGUUCAAACAAUGUAGAUAAAUUAAUAUGCUAGAAGUUAAAAAAAAAAAAAAGAGAAAAAAAAGAAAAAUAAGUUUUAGCUUUUUUAUGUGAAAGAUAUAUUUGCUAGAUUUCCAAAAUAUGGUCCUAUGUGUAUGAUCAGCUGGCAGUUUAGUUUGAGGUUAGUAUUAUGUUGGCUAAGCUGUAUCUAUACACUGCAUGUACACAAUGCCCAAGUGGUCCCAGAAAGCACUGUGUGUGUGUCGGGGGGGGGGGGGGGGGGGGGG